UCAGUGAGACUUUCCUGUCACUGGAUACUACUACUCCCAGCCCUCCUCAGAGCCGCCGGAGCAACCCACUGGUCUUUAAUUUACAAGUAUCAAUUUGACUUGCUCUACUGCAUGUCAGGUGGGACCGUGGAAAGUGUGGAGACGCCCCGUAGAUUAAGCAAUCGCAGCUUAAAAAGAAAAAAAGCCAAACAAAUAAACAAAACCCACCCACCCUAACAAACAUGAGGCUGCUGGAGAGAAUAAGGAAAGAAUGGUUCAUGAUUGGAAUAGUAUUGGCCAUCGCCGGAGCAAAGCUGGAGCCGUCCAUAGGGGUGAAUGGGGGACCACUGAAGCCAGAAAUAACUGUCUCCUACAUUGCUGUUGCAACAAUAUUCUUUAACAGUGGACUAUCGUUAAAUACAGAGGAGCUGACCAGUGCUUUGGUGCAUAUAAAACUGCAUCUUUUUAUUCAGAUCUUUACACUUGCAUUCUUCCCAGCAGCAAUAUGGCUUUUUCUUCAGCUUUUGUCAGUCACACCCAUCAAUGAAUGGCUUUUAAAAGGUUUGCAGACAGUAGGUUGCAUGCCUCCCCCUGUGUCUUCUGCAGUGAUUUUAACCAAGGCAGUUGGUGGAAAUGAGGCAGCUGCAAUAUUUAAUUCAGCUUUUGGAAGUUUUUUGGGCAUCGUGGUAACACCCCUGCUACUGCUGCUUUUUCUUGGCUCAUCCUCUUCUGUGCCUUUUACAUCUAUUUUUUCUCAGCUUUUUAUGACUGUUGUGGUUCCUCUCAUUAUUGGACAGAUUGUCCGGAGGUACAUCAAGGAUUGGCUUGAAAGAAGGAAACCUCCUUUUGGUGCUGUCAGCAGCAGCGUGCUCCUCAUGAUCAUCUACACAACCUUCUGUGACACGUUCUCGAACCCAAAUUUUGACCUGGAUAAAUUCAGCCUUAUUCUCAUCCUCUUCACAAUAUGCUCUAUUCAGCUGAGUUUUAUGCUUUUAACCUUCAUCUUUUCAACAAGGAAUAAUUCGGGUUUCACACCAGCAGACACCGUGGCUAUCAUGUUCUGUUCUACACACAAAUCUCUCACACUGGGAAUUCCAAUGCUGAAGAUCGUGUUCGCUGGCCAUGAGCACCUCUCUUUAAUAUCCGUCCCCCUGCUUAUCUACCACCCGGUGCAGAUCCUUCUGGGAAGUGUGUUGGUGCCAACGAUAAAGUCUUGGAUGGUGUCAAGGCAGAAGGGAGUGAAGCUGACGAGGCCGACGGUAUAACAAAGGAGGCGCCCUCUCGGCAGUGAUGUAUAUUUGUACAGUACUGUACAUACAGACACUUCGGAAGACUUGUAUUUGUGAUUGUUGCUUUGAUGCAUAUUUUAUUUUUUUACACAAAAAUAUGAUAUAACUGUCUAAGUGCCUUAAAAUGGAUUCAGUGAGAGCAUUAUUUCCAAAACCUACUCUGUUGGUUCCUGCUAGAGGUCGUACAGUAUUUUGGAGUUGUGGGGGUUUUUUUUGGUCAUCUAAUGCAGGAAACAGUCAUUGUUAAGUGACAAAAAGCAAGCACGUUUUCCUUGUGCCACCUUCCGUACAAUACACCUCUCUACUGUUACUGUACUGUUUGAAAUGAGGUCACACCAUCAGGAAAAUGCCCUUCUCAUGACAGUGAAAACUUGCAAAGUCUUGUUCACGAAUACUUUGAUUUACCGAGUGAUUCUUUUUUUUUUUUUCUGCAACUGUGACAUGCCUCUUCCUUAUCAACUCAGCAGGGGUCACAGAGUGAAUAGAUGCUAAAAAGCAUAAGUUAUCUGCAUUUCUUGACAUCAUUUUUUAAGACAUUCCUUCAAAUAGUUUCCACACAGAAAUUCCUCCGUUCCAUUAUGAGAGAUUGUGGUGUUCUCUGUCUUAAAUUUAUUAUAAGCAGCUUCAAAGAAAGGGCCUGAUGUUUGAGUUACGAGUCAAAGUACAUGAAGUUUUGAGAUAAACUACAGGAUCUGGGUUUCAGGAUUUUUAAAAGUAUAUUUCAAAUGUUUUUUCUUUUUUUCCAUCAUUUCUUUCUUGUGUGUUUUCCAACGCACAAACUCAUAACAGCCAAAUGUUAAGAGACAAAAAUGUUAUAAUCAAUUUGAGAACAGCCACAAUUAAUGAUGGAUUAUUUCACAUUCCACAACUGAGACCAAAAAAUUUUUUUUCCUGUUACAUGGAUGCACUGAGGACAAAUUUCCCCUUAUUUAAGCCAAAAGCAGCCUGUUACAUCUUUGAAUUAAGCACACUUAAGGCAUUUGAGACAAGUUAUUUGUGAGAAUUUUCGUGGUGGAUUUGACAAAUGUUUGCAACAUUUUUUUUAAAUUAAAUCACAAUUGCUCUUACAAAUAAGUGAAAAUAUAAAGGUCAUAGAUGCAAACCAAUGUUACAUAUAGACAUUCUGUCUAGCUAGAUGGGAAGAAAGAUAGACACAGAAAAAUGCAAAACUCUUUGUUAACGAAAAUAUCAAGUAACAUCAAUUCCCAGUUGGGCACUGGCUUGCUGUGGAGUGUCCAAUAUUUGCUCUCAUUGUGGCUGGAAGAGCUUACACGACCCAAAGAGAAAAUGAGGCAAUAUACAGAAAUAAGGGAACACCGCGUCUCUUGUUUCCUGCACACCAUGCUGUCACAUCCUCUCUCCAUGUCUUUUCGUGAUUUGUCCUGGGUUACACUGAGGCCACAUCCUAGCUUCAACAACUACUUCACUGCUAUUUUAUCAACAAAAUCGAUUCCUUAGAAACUAACCACGUUUAUCAAUAGCAUAACCAACAAAAAUCAUUCCUUAGAAACUUCCCAGGGCUAUCAAUAGCUCAAAUUUAUAUCAUUGCUAACUUAUAUCUCAGCUUGUGUUACCUCGGACUCAUUUCAGUGUCAUUGAGCCUCAUAAAUUUCACAAAAGUUAGCCGCAGUGUGAGUUUUAAGGCCUAGUACCAGACCCUGCAAAAAUCUAUGCUACACAGACUGUUUUUCAAGAAUUCCUGUUGUCAAGAAUUUCACUUGUGUCUAAAACAGUAAUUUUUGCUUGAUACUUUUUUUUGUUGUUUUUUUUUUUUUGUC
This is a messenger RNA of Phacochoerus africanus (Common warthog), 3046 nucleotides long. RefSeq names its product solute carrier family 10 member 7 (gene SLC10A7). Gene Ontology annotation, cellular component: plasma membrane. NCBI's taxonomy places the organism in Eukaryota, Metazoa, Chordata, Mammalia, Artiodactyla, Suidae. The transcript is spliced from 12 exons. Bases 222 to 1244 code for a protein of 340 amino acids. The record is from RefSeq and is a predicted model, not a curated record.